Molecule: messenger RNA, 906 nt
Organism: Sordaria macrospora k-hell
Lineage: Eukaryota; Fungi; Ascomycota; Sordariomycetes; Sordariales; Sordariaceae
Molecular function (GO): acetylpyruvate hydrolase activity
Source: RefSeq, a predicted model, not a curated record
AUGAAAACUGCCUGGCAACGUCUGAUCCGCUUCGUGGCAACGGACGGCCGAACGCUCCGGGGAGAGCCCAUCAUGCCCUCUGACGAGUUCGACCUAGGCACCACGACCGAGGCGACCCAGCUGAAAGCCCGCGUCAUCCGUGGUGACGAUAUUUACGACACAACGGGGGCCACCUCGAUUACGGACGAGAUCGUCACGGUGAAGAAGCUGCUUGGCCCUCUGACACCAGCGGAUGUGCCGAUUCUGCGAUGCAUCGGUUUGAACUAUCUCGCACACAUUCGUGAAACUGGACGUCCACUACCACCGUGUCCCGUCAUGUUCUUCAAGCCGGCCACUGCCGUCCAUGACCACGGCGCUAAUGUGAUAAUCCCCAAGAUUGCUCAAGACGAUCAAGCGGAUUACGAAGGGGAACUGUGCGUCAUAAUCGGCAAAGACGCCAAAGACGUCCCUGCAGCCGACGCGCUCGACUACGUCGCCGCCUACACAGUCGGCAACGACAUCUCGGCGCGCAAGCUGCAGCUCGACCCGCACCUGGCUGGACCCAUGCCCCAGGCCGACUUCUCCAAGGGCUUCGACUCGUUUGCGCCGCUAGGUCCGGCGCUGGUGUCGACCCGUCUCGUUCGCGAUCCGGCCGCCGAGCUUGAGCCACUGACGCUGAGAACCACAGUCGACGGCGAGAUACGUCAGGAAGCCAGUGUUGCCGACCUCGCCUUUUCGGUCCAGCGCCUGAUUGCUUUUUUGUCUUGUGGCACUACACUGCAGAAGGGGAGUGUUAUUAUGACUGGGACGCCGGGAGGUAUCGGCUCCAGGAUGAACCCGCCGAGGUGGCUGCAGCCAGGGACUACAGUCGAGGUACAUAUCAGUAAGAUUGGAACUUUGAGGAACGGCGUGGAGUAUCAGACCUAG